Molecule: messenger RNA, 2952 nt
Organism: Gastrolobium bilobum
Lineage: Eukaryota; Viridiplantae; Streptophyta; Magnoliopsida; Fabales; Fabaceae
Exons: 6
Coding region: 1-2952 (983 amino acids)
Source: RefSeq, a predicted model, not a curated record
AUGGGUGAUAGAACACUUAAGCAAUUGGCUGCUCCUAAUGUUGAUAAUGAGCAGCCCUUGUGUAUUCGUUAUACUAAUCCUGUUGUACCUUUUGAGCUUAAGUCUGGACUAAUACACUUGCUGCCCAAGUUUCAUGGUCUUGCAGGUGAGGAUCCCCACAAAUAUCUGAAGGAAUUUCAUAUAGUCUGCAGCACUAUGAAGCCAACAGGGGUGGAUGAGGAACAAAUCAAGCUGCGUGCUUUCCCUUUCUCUUUGGACAGUGGAGCUAAGGACUGGUUGUACUACCUGCCACCUUCCUCCAUUGUAAGCUGGAAUGACAUGGCCAGAUUGUUUCUGGAGAAAUUCUUCCCUUCAUCCAGGGCCACUUCAAUCAGAAAGGAGAUCAGUGGCAUAAGGCAAGCUAAUGGGGAGAACAUGCAUGAGUAUUGGGAGCGAUUUAAAAGGCUUUGUUCAAGCUGCCCACACCAUCAAAUUCCAGACAAUCUCCUGCUUGUUUACUUCUAUAAAGGGCUGCUGCCUAUGGAUAGGAACCUUCUGGAUGCAGCUAGUGGAGGAGUCCUGAGCAAUAAAACACCUAAUGAAGCCAAGGAGCUGAUUGCUGAAAUAGCUGCUAAUGCUCAACAAUUUGGAACUAGAGCCAACAGCAGUGCAGUCUUCCAAGUGCAAACUCCUCCAAUGCAAAAUCCAACAGUAGCAGCAACAGGAGCAUCAAGCACAGAUAACCAGAGAAUGGAGAACAGACUUGAUGAGCUGACAUCAAUGGUGAGGCAGUUGGCAGUGACACAGACUGUGCAACCUUCUGCUCAACAGAUAAGCAACUUGUGUGGCAUCUGCUGUGAUCCUUCUCACCCCACGGAUGCAUGUCCUUCCUUUCAUCAAGACAACGAUUUCCAAGAUGAUCAGUCUGUUGCUGCAAUUUUUCCUGGAAAGCCACAGUACCAACAGCAGCAGCAACAACAGUACCAGCAGCAGCAAAAUAAUCCAUUCUCCAACACUUACAAUCCUGGCUGGAAGAAUCAUCCCAACCUCAGAUGGAACCAGAAUCAUGGUCCUUCUUUGGAGGACUUAAUGAAACAGAUGGCCACUAGCAAUCUGCAGUUCCAGCAGCAAAUGGAGGAGCCAACCCACACUGCUGCUGAGACAUCCAAUGGAGGUGACACUAGCUCCAAGAAGCAGAGCACUGAUACAUCUGAUGUCCAUAUCCCUUUGUCAUUUCCUCAGAGAGCCACUCAGUCAAAGAAGCAGUCAGCAAAGGUUCAAGAUAAAGAGAUACUUGACACCUUCCGGAAAGUUGAGGUGAACAUCCCUCUUUUGGAUGCAAUACAGCAGAUUCCGCGAUAUGCCAAGUUUCUAAAGGAGCUGUGCACCAACAAGAGGAGACUGAAGGGAGAUGAGCAGGUUAACCUGAGUCAGAAUGUAUCGGCACUCAUCCAGCCCAUGCCUAAAAAGUGUCAAGAUCCAGGGACAUUUACUAUCCCUUGCGUGAUUGGCAAUUCUGUUUUUCAUGAUUGCAUGCUAGACUUAGGAGCUUCCAUCAAUGUUAUGCCUGCAUCUGUGUUUAAGUCUCUUGGUCUUGGUCCUUUGCGUGCCACUGGUAUUGUGGUUACGUUAGCUAAUAGGAGUAGUAUUCACCCAUCUGGUUUGAUUGAGGAUGUAUUAGUCAGAAUUAAUAAUCUGAUUUUUCCUGCUGAUUUCUACAUUUUAGAAAUGGAGAGUGAGACUGCUACUAAUAGAUCCCCAAUCAUACUUGGUAGGCCUUUCAUGAGGACAGCUAGGACCAAGAUAGAUGUUCAUUCUGGUACUCUUUCCAUGGAAUUUGGUGAUAGCAUUGUGCAUUUUAAUAUAUUUGAUGCAAUGAAACAUCCCAGGGAAGAGCAUUCUGUCUUCUGCGUAGAUGUGAUAGAUGACGUUGUUGAGGAUAUUUCUGCUACAUUCCUUGCUGAGUUUUCUACUGAUUUUGAUUCUGAUUUCUGUGGUUGUGGUGAUAGUCGAGAGUGCAUUGUAUGUGAUGAAAUAACAUCUCAUCUUUCUGGUUUCAAUGAUGCACUAAUUGAUGAUUCUGAUUAUGAGUGUGAAUCUAAUGAGCAGCUACCAGUCAUUGUGGCAAAGAACCUUCUACCUGAGCAGGAGGAUAAACUGUUAACCUUGCUGAAGGAAAAUAAGAGGGCAAUUGGGUGGACAAUGGCUGACAUUAUUGGUAUUAGUCCUUCGACAUGCAUGCACCGUAUUCUACUCGAAGAAGGAGCUAAACCAGUGAGACAACCCCAAAGGCGUUUGAACCCACUGAUUCUAGAUAUGGUGAAGAAGGAAGUAACAAAACUCUUGCAAGCUGGCAUGAUUUACCCCAUCUCUGAUAGCCAAUGGGUGAGUCCUGUUCAGGUGGUCCCUAAAAAGUCGGGAGUCACUGUGAUUGCCAACCAAAAUAAUGAGCUGAUCACAACAAGAGCUCAAAACAGUUGGAGAGUAUGUAUAGACUACCGUAGGCUCAACCAGGCAACCCGCAAAGAUCACUACCCUCUUCCAUUUAUUGAUCAGAUGUUGGAGCGGUUGGCUGGUAAAUCGCACUACUGUUUUUUGGAUGGAUACUCAGGCUACUUCCAGAUCCACAUUGCACCUGAGGAUCAGGAGAAGACGACCUUCACAUGCCCCUUUGGCACAUAUGCAUACAGGCGGAUGCCCUUUGGACUUUGCAACGCACCAGGUACUUUUCAGCGUUGUAGGGUUGUUAUAACGACGAAGGUGGUGGUGGUUAGUGACAGUGGCGGUGGCUAUGACGAUGGUGGUGGUGGUGAUGACAGCAAUGGCUGCAAUGUCAAUGAUGGUAGUGAUGGUGGUGGUAGUGGUGGCGGUGGUAAUGAUGAUUGUGGCAUGGUGAUUCUUGAAUCCGUAACAUUGGUGCUUUCAUUCUUGAACAUUACCAUCUUCAUGUUGCAAGUUCAAGAUUUCACCUAG